Messenger RNA from Patiria miniata (bat star), 528 nucleotides. RefSeq names its product C-type lectin domain family 4 member M-like. The record is from RefSeq and is a predicted model, not a curated record. The transcript has a single exon. Lineage: Eukaryota; Metazoa; Echinodermata; Asteroidea; Valvatida; Asterinidae. The coding region runs from base 1 to 528 and encodes 175 amino acids.
AUGUACUUGUUUCAAGUUUUUGGCAUUGUGGCUAUCACUUCGGCGAUCAGUGCUGAAUUUAGGUCAGGUUCCUGCCACUCUCGGCUCACCGUCGAAUGCUCUUGUCCGCCACAGUGGCAUCUGUGGGGGAACGAGUGUUAUCGCAUCUCUCCUUCACUGCAUACUUGGGAGGAUGCCAAAUCGGCUUGUCAAGGCAUAGGCGGUAAGAUGGCCACUCCUCGCUCGCUCGAGGAAAUGAAUUUCAUGGCAGAAUUGGCACGAAAGGUGGGCAGUAACUACUACGCCUGGAUAGCUUGCACUGACAUGGAAAAAGAGGGAACCUGGGAGUGCGACGGUCAGGAAGGAGAAGAACCCUUCCUGGAAUGGGCUGAUGAGCAACCAGAUGAUGAUAGUGGCAACCAAGAUUGUGCUGCGAUAGCAUCGUCAUUAGGUGAAAAAUUGGAUGAUGGUGAAUGUCGGAUAUCUACCUGGGCUAUUUGCGUUCGUCGAGCUGCUUGCACUCACGGCCUAAUCCAGCUCCGUCACUAG